AUUUUGACUAGUGCAAUUCUAGUGUUAUAUAUUUAUUAAACUUUAAAUAUAUUUGGUGACAGUUGAGUUUAAAAAAAAAAAUUAUUUAAACUUAGGAAAAUGGUCUUUCUUUCGGACCAUUUCCCAUCAUUGCAUUGGAUUUUGUAAAGCAGUGAGGCUGGUUGAGAUACUGAACACUAUGUGCAAAAGUGAAUCAGGUGCUUAAAAAAAAAAAAAAACUAUGGAUGCUGCUCACUAUUGGUGUUAUUUUUUUGAAGAGCAGUGGAUGGGAGGGGCAAUCAGUCAAAGUUUUCUGGCCUCUGGCACCGCUCCCGUGUCUAUCAGGGGGUUUCAAGUUUUGCUCACAGCCAUUUCACAUGGCCAGCUUGUGAGCACGUCAUUGUUUUGGCUUUAUUUGGCAGUGGGAGGUGACUUCAGCCUAGUGAUAGCGGGUCACUGCAGACGGGCUGCGUUAAAAAGGGCUCCUCUGUUAAAGUGUCAUACUGCUUCUGGAUCCAUGAAUAGAUAAAGACAGAGAACGACUUAUUCAGGUCCACCCAGCAGCUGAGCUGGAGCUCGGAUGGAGGUGUGUGAGGAUUUUUUGGAAGGGAAAAAGCACAGUGAGCACUCUUCAUGUAGUGUUCUGGAAUACAAUGAUCUUGAGGCUGCUGAAGCUCUGGUCUACAUGAGCUUCUUGAGUCAGAUGUCUCCAAAACCCAGUGCCUUCAAACCUCGCCCUCUCACACCAGCGUCAGACUCCUGCGAUUCUCUCCUGCCCCCCGAACCACCAGAGCCCCCGAGGGACUUCGUCUCGCUCUCUUCACUGUGUAUGACCCCACCACACAGCCCCAGCUUUACUGAGACCUCCAACACCACAUCAGUGCCAGCCUCCCCCUCCCCACUUACCCGGCCCUGUCCCAUCCUCCCCAGUCCGAGAGCUGCAUGCCCCACCAUGGCCUCCAUCACUCAGUUGCCCUCUUCUGGGGAGCCCACAGAAAAGACCACACCCCUGCCUUGCAGAGCCAUGGCAACCAGUGUAAUACGCCACACGGCCGACAGCUCCCUGUAUCAGAACAUUCCACAAAAGACUGUUUCUUCAUCACCCACCCUGUCCUGCCAACCCCAGACCGACACCACAACGGCAUGCCAAAACAGCAGCAGACUUCUUCCUAAGGAUGACAAGUGCUCCAUUACAUCAUCUCCUCAGCCGCCGCCCCCAACCUCCAGUCCACCAAUCAUAUGCCAGAUGUUCCCGGUGGCCCAACCUGGAGUCAUCUCAGCGACGUUUAUUCAGAAGCCCAGCCCUGGGGUGAAAUCUAUCUUACCGCAGCCUCUCCUGAUGGGCUCUCCGGUGCCUCAGGGCACGGUGAUGUUCGUGAUGCCCCAGUCGCCAGUGUCUUCGGCUCCACAGUGCCAACAGACUGUUAUGACCCUAGGGAACACCAAGCUCCUGCCUCUGGCUCCCGCGCCUGUUUACGUGCCCUCGGGGCAGAGCAGCACCACGCAGGUCGACUUCUCCCGCAGGCGCAACUACGUCUGCAAUUUCCCAGGUUGUCGAAAGACCUACUUUAAAAGCUCUCACCUAAAGGCGCAUCUCAGAACCCACACAGGAGAGAAACCUUUUAGCUGCAACUGGGAAGGCUGCGAUAAGAAAUUCGCUCGCUCUGACGAGCUCUCCCGGCAUCGGCGAACACACACGGGGGAAAAGAAGUUUGUCUGCCCGGUGUGCGACCGGCGGUUUAUGCGCAGCGACCACCUCACCAAGCACGCACGGCGACACAUGACCACCAAGAAGAUCCCAUCCUGGCAAACGGAGGUGCGGAACCUCAACAAGAUCACCGCAGCCAAGGCCUUGCCCACUGGCACAGCACUACCGGUCAGCAUGCUGCUGCCAGCCUCAAACUGACUGUGAUGGAGACUGAACUCUAAACCCUCACUAAUCUUAUGCAGGGACUCGUUUUAUGAGGGCAAGGCUGCUGAUUCUCUCAUGGGCAAAAAACGUGAUUAUGCACUGGACUCUUUGCUGCACAUAUUUCGCACUCUGCAACGGAACAUUUUGUUUACUGUUGUGUAAAAGAUUUAUGCACUCUUUUGCCAAAGUCUUUGUACUAUGUUUGUCUUAAAAUUUAUUCCUUUUUCUUCUUCUUCUUUUUGUAUACAUUUAUAUGUACAUAUCUAAUGGAAAUGUAUGAUGUAUGUUAAACUACACAAAAUUAGAAAAAUAUGUACAAAUGUAUAUGUGGAUAAUUAUCUACACUGUGAUUAUCAUAUAAUACUUUUAUUUAAUACUCAUUUUUUUUAUUAAACAAUGAAGAUUCA
Megalobrama amblycephala (Wuchang bream) is the source of this 2298-nucleotide messenger RNA. RefSeq names its product Kruppel-like factor 11b (gene klf11b). The record is from RefSeq and is a predicted model, not a curated record. Lineage: Eukaryota; Metazoa; Chordata; Actinopteri; Cypriniformes; Xenocyprididae. Bases 560 to 1885 code for a protein of 441 amino acids. Gene Ontology annotation, biological process: regulation of transcription by RNA polymerase II. The transcript is spliced from 4 exons. Gene Ontology annotation, molecular function: DNA-binding transcription factor activity, RNA polymerase II-specific; RNA polymerase II cis-regulatory region sequence-specific DNA binding.